Messenger RNA from Astyanax mexicanus (Mexican tetra), 1584 nucleotides. It is a transcript of the gene slc7a6os, whose product is annotated as solute carrier family 7 member 6 opposite strand. The record is from RefSeq and is a predicted model, not a curated record. The coding region runs from base 161 to 1153 and encodes 330 amino acids. The transcript has 5 exons. Gene Ontology annotation, biological process: developmental process. NCBI's taxonomy places the organism in Eukaryota, Metazoa, Chordata, Actinopteri, Characiformes, Acestrorhamphidae.
UGAGAUAAAUAAAUAAAUAUAGAGAUAAAUAGAUGAAAGGGUGAGGGACAGACAGAGGCACGCGCUUGUGUGUUGUUGUUGAUGUGGAUGCUCCUGAUUCAGCCCGUUCUCCGUGUUAAUCUCUGCGGGUAAAAACUCGGCGCUGUGAGCCGCUCUCAGCAUGGACCCCAGCACCACUAUUCUCCGGGUGAAGAGGAAGCGGGGGACCGACCCCGCGGACGCGCUGCUGCUGGCCUGCAAGCGCAUCCGGCCGGAGCCGAACUCAGCGCAGCCCGCGGCCGCAGAGCCGGGCCCGGAGCCCGCCACCACCGCCGCCGAGCCCCGCAUAGAGAACUCCGUCUUUAAGCUGGUGGCCACGGUCUCCUCACAGGAUGCUCCAGUCCAGCCUCACGUCCGCGAGGCUCUGUCCCGCCCCCGGCUGGCCCACGCCCUGCGCCCCUCUCAGGGCAGCUCCCAGAGGAUCAUCGGAGAUCUCCGCAGUGUCAAAUGGAGCACCAGGCGAGAGGAGCGCUACCGGAUCCUCUCCAGCCACCGGACUGGGCUCCCGGCAGAACCGCCGGCGCCGAGAGAGACAGAGGCCCAGGAGACAGGCACUCCGACAGAGCCUGAUCCACGCUUAUCUCUGGGAGACAUGCAGGUGUUCGACAUCGUUCAGGAGGAGGAGGAGGAGGAUGAGAAAGUCCCGGGAAAGAACGUAAAGUCCGACACAGAGACGAUUCUGUGUAAUUCAGUGAAGAUGAUCCGGCAGAAGUUGGCCGUGUCGACGGAUGGACUCGGGACUGAACAUCGUGAGAAGGAGGACGACUACGUCUAUGACCUGUACUACCAGGAGACGGCCACGCCGGGCUGGAUCCAGGACAUCCUGUCCGUCAGACCCUACAGCGAGGAGGGAGAGCUAGUGCCGGAGGAAGUGGCGUGGGAGGAGGAGGUGUAUGAAGACGAGGAUGAUGAGAAUGAAGAGCGUAACUGGAGGAAUGACUAUCCGGAUGAGGAGGACAGUGAAGACGGCAGUGAUGCUGAAGAGCGCUAUGGAGGCUGCUGGAGUGAGGAGCACUCCUACAGUCGGAGGAGCUGGGAGCGCUACCAGCAGGAGGUGAUGAAGGAGGUGGAGGAUGAUGAAGACGAGGAUGGAGAAGACUAUGGUUCUGACUGAAACACUGUGUGUGUGGGUGGGGGUGUGUGUUCGGUUGCGUUCAGUGUGUGAGGGACUGUUUUUACUCACAUGAAGGUGUGUGUGUGGUAGUUCUGCAGAUAUUAGUGUGGGGUGCUGUGUGUGUGGUGUGUGUUAGUCAGAUGAAUGAUUUACUCUGUGAUGUUGUUGAGUUGUUUGAUGGUGCAUGGUAGAGUGAACAGGCUGGUAUGUUAGCAGUUGAGUUUGUGUAAGUGUGAAAUGAUCUGUGUUGUUGCGUGUGUGUUUGUAAGUGUGUGUGGGGUGGGUGUGUGUGUGUUUGUAAGUGUGUGUGUGUGUGUGUGUUGGGUGGGUGGGUGUGUGUUUGAUUGAAUCGACAUUCCUUGUUUCCAAAGGGUGACUAUCUGUAAAUAUGUAGAUGUGUAUAAAACAAAAAAUAAAGAUUUCAAAAUGAA